AUGCGAUAAUCGUUUCUGUUAUACAACAGACUAUUCACGACGUCUCGCAUGUGCCACACACAGCAACAACGGCGCGGUUGGCGGUGAGAUUGUGCGCAAGUGCAGCCGGGACAGCUGUCGAGCACCUUCCACCUGGUGGAUGACAUUCGCAGGCCGACUAUGCCACCAUCUGCCAGGAUUCUCCAACUGGCGGCAGCCACUACUCUCGUAUUCACCUUCGCCUACUUUCUCCUGACUCCGUCCAGCGUGCACCAGCCACUGAACGUCACGCGAUGGCAGAAGACCGCGCCACUGGAGCAAGCCGCCAACCUCACCUUGGACGUCGAGAUACUGAAGCAACUGAACGUGCCGCAAAGCUUCAAAUUCCAGCGCCACUGUAUUAAUGCGAGGGAGAAAGACGGCCUGACUCGAACGUCACUCAUCGACAUCCCGCAGCCUCUCUUCAGCGAUGGCGAAUUCAAGGAGAUCUUGCUGGAUGAGAACUUCCAACCCGAUCCGCAGUACAUGGCGAUAAUGCCGCCGUGUGAUUCUGCAACUGAGAUCAACGUCCCCGAAUUUCAAUCACAUGCCGAUGGCAACACACGAUCACUUAUGCUGGGCGUUGCGACCACGAUGAAACGCAUCGAGGAGAGUCUGCCUACCUUCUCACGCUGGCUGUCGAAUACCGGAUCGCCUCUUGUUGUUCUCCUGGUCGACCAAACCGAUCUGAAGAAAGUGGAUCUGGACAUUUUGCGGACGAAUACCCAGGCCGAAGCCCUGGGCAUUGAGCUCAUAUUCGAGCCGUAUCACCACACGUUUCAGGCUGAUAGCGAGGGCCUGAAGAAUUUCGGACUCGCUACCGUGCUCGAUAAGAAUCGCCGAGAAGAAACGCAAUGGUUCGGCAUCAUUGAUGAUGACACUUUCUUCCUUUCACUGCGACGGAUGGUGGAGAACCUGGGAAGAUAUGACCAUCACUAUCCAUGGUAUAUCGGAGCAUUGACCGAAGGCCACACCCGGGUGGCAAAAGAAGGAUUCAAGGCAUGGGGUGGUGCUGGAUUUUUCAUUUCACCACCCCUGAUGCGAACUUUGGCAGACAAUGCUGUCGAGUGCACACGCCUGGAUAAAUUCUUUGGUGAUUUGCUGUGGCGAGACUGUAUUCAGGAAGUCACCUCGCCUACCGUCCAACUCACUGAGAUGCGUGGCUUGAACCAGAUCGACUUGUGGAAAGACUUAUCUGGAUGGUACGAGGCCGGCUUCAAUCCUAUCCUGACUGUUCAUCACUGGAAGAGCUGGCACUUCUAUCCUGUUGCCGUCGGCCACAUUGUUGCAGACGUUGCCGGACCAGAUGCGUUCCUGCAACGAUAUAAAUUUGGCAACCAUACCGUCUUUACGAAUGGCUUCAGCAUUGCCGAAUAUCCCUUCGGCUUGCCAGAUCUCAACCUUGUGGAGUUGACCAUGACCGAAGACGUGAAUAUCCAUCGUCCGCCGGAGCAAUUGGAGUUUCAUCACAGCUUCGGACAUACACGACCUAAGAUGGAGCUGGGACGCGAUAAGAUCCAAUGGAAGUUCGAGCACGCGGUGAAGACAUCUGCGGGAGUGGUCAGGCAAUUCUACACGAAGAGGGAGAACCAUGACAUUGAUGUCAGCAUCAUUGAGAUCGACUGGCGCCACGUAGGAUGAAACUGAGCUUUGCACUGAUUUCUGCGAAGUCCAAGCUACUCCAUCGGUGCGAGCCUGGGGCACUGUGACGAAUCGAAGCAGUAUACCAGCGCCUGUCUAGGUCAUGCCGUGUCUUUGACGCACCGCAAAUCGCACCUGGUGGCUUGAAGCCUGUGACCAGAGGCUCGGUGGACGAAACCUCGACACUGUAGUCACUUGGAUUGCAGACACAUUUCUCGCCCCUUCACUCCCCUAUGAGACGAGUGGUGUCACCAAGGACUGGGAAAGAUCG
Cercospora beticola is the source of this 1930-nucleotide messenger RNA. RefSeq lists its product as uncharacterized. The record is from RefSeq and is a predicted model, not a curated record. Lineage: Eukaryota; Fungi; Ascomycota; Dothideomycetes; Mycosphaerellales; Mycosphaerellaceae. Gene Ontology annotation, molecular function: acetylglucosaminyltransferase activity.